GUGAAUAAAGUACAUAUGACACUUGAGAGCCAUGGUCGCUGCUACUGCUUCCUGUUCCUUUCUGGUGUCAGCGUGUCUGGGUGCGAACAGGGCAACCUACUCCACCUGCGGGUCACCUGGGAGUGCACCUCGCCAGGGAGGAAGGAACCCGGAAGCCCUGCCCGGUUCAGGGGUGGAGGUGCUUCUGAUGCGCCACUUACUACGAACACAGGCCACUCAGCUGGUUGUGGGGGAGGAUACAGACGAGACAUCUCGGACCCAUGCUGCCCUUUGAGGCUCCACCCCCCACACUCUUACUCUCGUCUAUACCCCACCUUAUGGCGGGUCGCCUCUGCGGGGCCAGAAAAGGAAAAAGCGUCAGGGCCGGGAAGGCACGCGCCGCCACCGGAACGCAAAGCACCAAGUUGCGGCCGCCCGGGGACCAGAGUCCGCGCUGCGCCGCCCCCGCGUGACCCGGCCGAGUACUUCCUGUGGAGGAGAAUGAGGCCGCUGUGCCGGGCGCUCCCGGCCUGGGUCUGCGCCUUGGCGCGGACCCCCAGAGCCCACGUCUGCAGCGAUGUCGGAGGCCCCUCCUACACGCAGGGCCAGAGCCCGGAGCCGCGGACGCGCGAGUACUUCUACUACGUGGAUCAUCAGGGCCAGCUUUUCCUAGAUGACUCCAAAAUGAAGAACUUCACCACCUGCUUUAAAGACCCUCAGUUCCUGGUCACCUUCUUCUCCCGCCUGAGACCCAACCGCAGCGGGCGCUACGAGGCCGCCUUCCCUUUCCUGUCGCUCUGCGGCAGGGAGCGCAACUUCCUCCGCUGCGAGGACAGGCCGGUGGUCUUCACGCACCUGCUGUCGGCCGGCCCCGGGGCCCCGCGCCUCUCCUACUGCGGCGGCGGCGAGGCCCUGGCGGUGCCCUUCGAGCCCGCGCGCCUGCUGCCCCUGGCGGCCAACGGGCGCCUCUACCACCCGGCGCCGGAACCUGUGGGCGGCGUGGGCCUGGUGCGCUCGGCCCUGGCCUUCGAGCUCAGCACCUGCUUCGAGUUCGCGCCCGGCGCGCCCGCGCAGCCCUCUCACGUGCGCUGGCAGGGCCGCCGCCUGGCGCUCACCAUGGACCUGGCGGCGCGGCUCACCGCCCUGCCGCCCUGAGCCCCCGGCCUGCGCACGCGCCGCCCGCCAGCGCGCGCCCCCUCCCCGCGCGCGCGCGCGCCCGCCCGCCUGCCGCUGUCCGAGGUGCUGCCGCGGCCCGGCCGGCGCUCCGGGAGGGCGGGGUCGCGGGGCCGGGCGCCCUCCGCUCCGGCUGCUCCUAGUCGCCCCCGGCCGGCCUGAACUCGCGGGCUCCGGCGCGCGUGCGCGAGCGGCGCCGGCCCCUCCCCCGUGGGCGCUGCUCGGUGGGCCGAGGCCGCGGGGUGCUCGGCCGGGAGCCGCAGCGCGGGAGCGUCAGGUGAGCCGGCACUCGCCCCAAGGUCAGCAGGAGACUGGGUGGGAGCCGGAGCCGGGGCUGGGGCGGCUGUGUCCCCAACGCGCGCGGGAGGGGGGGCGAGGAGGGGCUGUAGGCCCUGGCAGGGGCCACACCCUGCCUCCAGCUGAUCAGGGACCGCCCCGCGCUGGAACGCGUGCAGAACACACCGUGGGAAAUCGAGGCACUGUGCCCCGCGGCCUCUGUCCCUCUGGCCAGGUGAGGCCUCCAGGAGUGACAGAGUCACAGCCAUCUCCGAAAUCUGCGUGAUGCCCCGCCCCCAGACCAGCUGGAUUAGGGGUUUAGCCACUGGGUAAAAAGGAAUUCUGUCCUGUUCCCCCUCCCUUCUAGUCUGGGCCCACAGCCUUGCCCAGGACGGUCUUCUGCACUCAUCUGAUUCUGGGGUGUCCUUGUGAGCAUCAGCCCCGAUAACCUUCCCUCCUCUAGCAGCAGCCUUGCCACUGGAAACUGGGUGGCAGGCGCAUUGUGCUCACAGAACUGGAUUCUUGGAGCCCAGAAAAUAUCCCCCCGAUUCUUGAGGUUCAUACAGCCUCAUCUGACUCACCUGGGAUCUGCCUUUGCCUAAGCCAAAGCUAUUAAAAUAUGUGCCUAAUUCAUCUCUAGUGACUUCAUAUUAUCAUGUGAGUUACUGUGGAGAACAAAAUUGAAACACUGAGACCACUUGUUACCUUCCCACAUGACUCACUUUUGCUAUUAAGGAGACCUGGUGAACAGGUGGGUAUUCAAAGAGGCGACCAUUAGAUGUGGGCCAAAGUCAGGGAACAGCACGCCCUCAAGCCCUUACAUCUUUGCUUCCAGACUGAUUAACUUCCCAGGUCAGGUUCACACCUUCACAGUUGGGACUGUUAUGUCUGCAACAAGACCCAGGUUUUCUUCCACCUCUCUAGAGUCACAGUUACAUGUGUAUAAAUCCAACAUACCACACAAUCUUCACAGUCCAGAGGCUCACUGUUUUCUUUCUUUCUUUUUUGUUUAAGAUUUUAUUUAUUUAUUAAUGAGAAAGAUAGGAGAGAGAGAAAGAACCAGAUAUCACUCUGGUACAUGUGCUGCCGGGGAUUGAACUCAGGACCUCAUGCUUGAGAGUCCAAUGCCUUAGUCACUGCACCACCUCCCGGACCACGCUCACUGUUUUCAAAGCCUACAUGAGAAACUACACUGGAAGCCCAGGCAUUGGGACCUGGAACCUCUACUCUAGGUUCUAUGGCUUGUAUUGUCUUGUGUCAGUCCCUAGAGUAACCACCACAGGUCAAGGGGUGUCUGUUCAGGGCCUGCUCUCCCAGCCCUUGGACAGCUGGUCCCAGGGUUUCACUGCUUACUCGUUCCCAAGUCAGUUCUUUGCACCAACUUCUUGCAAGCAUCAAAAGAGUGGACCAAAGCUGGUUGCUAGGAUGUGGAAAGCGACAAUCCUGACGUCCACAGGCAUAACCAUGGUGCCCCUGGUGCCAGGAAGAGAUGGAGAGGGAAAAAGGCAGGCGGAGUGGGGUUGGCUCUCCAUGUAGCCUGUGGGGCAAGAUUAAGAACAUAAGGAAUUCUAUAUUGAAAUGCCUCACUCUUUAUGGGUUUGUUUUUU
Messenger RNA from Erinaceus europaeus (western European hedgehog), 3035 nucleotides. It is a transcript of the gene C1H8orf82, whose product is annotated as chromosome 1 C8orf82 homolog. The transcript is spliced from 3 exons. The record is from RefSeq and is a predicted model, not a curated record. The coding region runs from base 16 to 1134 and encodes 372 amino acids. NCBI's taxonomy places the organism in Eukaryota, Metazoa, Chordata, Mammalia, Eulipotyphla, Erinaceidae.